AUGCGGUCAAAGUUUCAACGGAUUAAUCUCAAUUCGGGCGCUCAUUUAUUGGAGCCGUUCGCGAAACUGCAUCAGAACGGCUGCGACGUCCGGUGCGAUCAAAGCGAUAGAAACUGGCGUCGACGAGAGACGCUUUAUUGCGCGCUGUUUGGCACACGCCGGCAAUCGUGCUAUGCGGCCAUAUGGAAACCGCCCCACAAGUUCCGAUUAGGGAGACCA
Messenger RNA from Iphiclides podalirius (scarce swallowtail), 219 nucleotides. The record is from the annotation of a GenBank genome assembly. NCBI's taxonomy places the organism in Eukaryota, Metazoa, Arthropoda, Insecta, Lepidoptera, Papilionidae.